This is a messenger RNA of Protopterus annectens (West African lungfish), 2736 nucleotides long. RefSeq names its product transmembrane anterior posterior transformation 1 (gene TAPT1). Bases 126 to 1883 code for a protein of 585 amino acids. NCBI's taxonomy places the organism in Eukaryota, Metazoa, Chordata, Ceratodontiformes, Protopteridae. Gene Ontology annotation, biological process: positive regulation of cilium assembly; maintenance of protein localization in endoplasmic reticulum. The transcript has 14 exons. Gene Ontology annotation, cellular component: endoplasmic reticulum membrane; ciliary basal body. The record is from RefSeq and is a predicted model, not a curated record.
AAUGAAGCAUUGCAGACAGAAACUAUGGAAUAACCUCUCCAGUACAUGUUUCAGAAGUUGUAGUCCAGAAGUUGUACAUUUUGUUACAGCAGCAAAUUGAACACAUUAAGUGGUCCUUUCGGGUAAUGGAUAAGCAGCUUGAUGCUAUUAGUAGCAUGUUAAAUGCUCUCGAGUUAAAGGCUCAUGUAAUGGAGCAAAAAGUCUGUGAACUUUCUUGUCAUAUCUCUGACAUAAAAGAGGAGAUUCAGUCCAUAUAUUCUACUGCCUUUUGUAACACCGUGCAAGAAAACAGUGUACUGCAGCAAAAUCCAGACCAUGUGAAACAGAAGGCAAAAGCACGCAUAAAACCCAUUUUUGGAACAUCCAGCUUCUUUGAAGAUCUUUCUUUGUGGAGAUUCAUUAGUGCUGAAUUGACAAGAGGCUAUUUUCUGGAACAUAAUGAGGCAAAGUACACAGAGAGGCGAGAAAAAGUAUAUACAUGUUUACGAAUACCAAAGGAAUUAGAAAAGUUGAUGUUUUUUGGAUAUUUUCUCUGCCUGGAUGCCUUCCUGUAUGUAUUUACUCUCCUUCCUCUACGGGUGCUUUUAGCCCUCCUCAGAUUCAUCACUCUUCCAUGCUGUGGCCUAAGUGUCAGACGAUUGCUGCAGCCUGCUCAGGUAUGUGAUGUACUUAAAGGGGUUAUAAUGGUCAUCUGCUAUUUCAUGAUGCACUACGUGGACUACUCUAUGAUGUACCACCUGAUCAGGGGUCAGUCUGUCAUCAAGCUAUACAUCAUCUACAAUAUGCUGGAGGUGGCAGACCGCUUGUUUUCAUCUUUUGGUCAAGACAUCUUGGAUGCUCUCUACUGGACGGCCACAGAACCAAAAGAAAGAAAAACAGCUCACAUUGGUGUUAUUCCGCAUUUUUUCAUGGCUGUUUUCUAUGUCUUUUUUCAUGCUAUUUUGAUAAUGGUUCAAGCAACUACUCUCAAUGUAGCGUUCAACUCUCACAACAAGUCAUUGCUCACUAUCAUGAUGUCAAACAAUUUCGUGGAAAUUAAAGGAAGCGUUUUCAAGAAAUUUGAGAAGAAUAAUCUCUUUCAGAUGUCCAACAGUGAUAUCAAGGAGAGAUUCACCAAUUAUGUUCUUCUGCUUAUUGUUUGCCUAAGAAACAUGGAACAGUUUUCAUGGAAUCCAGAUCACUUUUGGGUUCUGUUCCCAGAUGUAUGCAUGGUGAUUGGAUCUGAGAUUGCAGUAGAUGUUGUCAAGCAUGCCUUUAUCACCAAGUUUAAUGACAUAACAGCAGAUGUGUACAGUGAAUACAGAGCAAGCCUUGCUUUUGACCUUGUUAGCAGUCGGCAGAAAAAUGCGUGUACAGAUUACAGUGAUUCUGUGGCUAGAAGAAUGGGCUUUAUUCCUCUUCCAUUGGCAGUGCUGUUGAUCAGAGUCAUCACAAGCUCAGUGAAAGUUCAAGGAUCCAUGGCAUAUGCUUGUGUUUUUCUCUUCUAUUUGGGAUUAAUAACACUUAAAGUCCUCAACAGCAUUGUAUUGCUAGGAAAGUCUUGCAAGUAUGUGAAAGAAGCCAAAAUGGAAGAAAAGCUAUUCCAGACUGCUUCAGCUAGUGCCCCUGCAAAGACGUUUUACAAAUCAGUCAGCAAAACAUCACCACCUAAAGGCCCAGCACCAGAUGAAAGCACAUCAGAUUCAGUUACAAGUCAACCUGUUCGGAUGUCGGAAAGUUUACCUCCACUUCUUGUACAAAGCAGCUCAACCCAGUUCCUCACUACCCCUGACGGUGAAGAGAAAGAUGUCACACAAGAAAGUUCAGAACUUAAACACCGUUCAACAAAGAAGGACUUGCUUGACAUAGACAGGUUUACAAUAUGUGGAAACCGAAUCGACUGAUUUGCAUUCUUCAGUUGGCAGUGAGCUGCCAUGAUGACAGAACUACUGCAGAGAAGGCACUAAGUAUUUAUUGUUAACUUAUUGACUUGGUACUUUUCCUGUAUUCGCCCCAGAAGAGUUUAUCCUGGAACUGAGUGUGUGACUUGCUGUAUAAUAUGUUGUGAUUACUGGUAGUGGUUUGUGUACAAUGAGUAAAGGAAAUAAAAGGAAGAACACUGCGCAGCUGAAGCCACUGCCAGCGGACGAGGAUUUAUUGAACAGGAAUGCAGUUAAUCAUUCACAAGUAUGGCAGCAAAGUAGCUGAGAGAGAACAUUUCUGAGAAAGUGAGCAUUUUGACAUUCACAGCUCAAGCAUAUGUGCCUGGAAAAGUAAAAACUGUACAUCAAACUUUUGUUGUCAAACAGACUUUAUUUUCAAGAAACAUGAUUUUUUAAAACUUUUUACAGCAACAACCUAGGCAUUAUGAAUAUUUAAAAGACAUUUGAACAAUAUCCUUUCUAAAAAUAGCUAUCUAUAAUGAAGUAUGAUUAAAAAGGAAAUUGUAUAUUUCACUGCUAGCCAUUUUGUGGCAGCUAACGUUAAUGCUAGUGAAAGAGCCUGAGGCAGGGAGAAAAAUAAACAAAAAUGUUUUAGUAAAUGCAAGCACUGAAAUUCACUAAUGACUGUGUGCUGCCAACAAUGGGACAGUCUGUAGCAGUUUACUCUUCCAGCCUUAUUUCAUUUUUAUAUUCUUUGGCAUUUUUUUUCUUUUGUGAACCAAGUAAAGAGUAGCUGAAAUUUAUUUUUUUGAUUGUGCACUUGAGAAAAUAACAUGAAAAAGAAGUAAAGAUAAAUCAUUCAUUCAGAACAUGA